Molecule: messenger RNA, 2654 nt
Organism: Glycine soja
Lineage: Eukaryota; Viridiplantae; Streptophyta; Magnoliopsida; Fabales; Fabaceae
Product: BTB/POZ domain-containing protein At5g47800-like
Exons: 9
Coding region: 578-2389 (603 amino acids)
Molecular function (GO): protein binding
Source: RefSeq, a predicted model, not a curated record
GAAGCAUGAUGAUGAAUGCACAGUGUAUCUUUCAUUUAUGUUUGAGUCUAGGCCCCACACAAGCUUCUUUUCAAUUAGUAUAGGAUAGAGCACUCCAAUGCCUUAACCCACUCGCAUUGCAUGCUUUUUGUGGUUUAAUUAUACAGCACCUAUUUUUGAAGCUGUUGAGCACUCUUGGUUAGGAGACAUUGUGGUAGCGUACUCGUUUUCCUUCACUUGGUGUUGGUGUUGGUGCCUUCCCUGGUUGGUUCUACUUCUACACGAGGCUUUUAAGCUAUAGCAUAACCCUCCCUCUAUUUCUGUCUCUGAGGAUUACUUGCAUGAAACUAUUACUUAGGAACUGCAGCUUUUUCAGUUGUGAAUGCUUUUUUCUGGUUCCUAUCAUUCAAGUAACAUCAAUGAUAUGUUCACGGGAUGAGGACACCACAUCUAUAAAUUGAAGUUCUUGCAGAGUUAUAUGCAAACCAAUGAGGUUGUGAGGGCCAUUGUUAUAUGAAAGUUGAGUGUUCAGAAUUUGUGCAGGCUUUCAAGUAGAGGUUUUUUCUUGAUCAUUGGGGAUAGAUCACAAUAAGUAGAUAUGAAGUUCAUGAAACUUGGAACAAGGCCAGAUACUUUCUACAGUGAACAAGCUACCAGGAGUCUUGUUUCAGAUAUUCCAUCUGACCUUGUGAUAAAAAUCUAUGACACUACUUAUCUGCUACACAAGUCUUCCCUUCUUCCAAAAUGUGGCCUUCUACGAAGGCUUUGCUCAGAUUCUAGUGAUUCUGAGAAUGUUCCUCUAGAGCUUCAUGAUAUGCCUGGAGGGGCAGAUGCAUUUGAAAUCUGUGCUAAGUUCUGCUAUGGAGUUUCAAUCAACAUCAGUGCUCAUAACUUUGUACCCGCACUCUGUGCUGCUAAACUCCUCCAAAUGAACGAGUCCAUUGAGAAAGGAAACUUUGUAAGCAAACUUGAGGCUUUCUUCAGUUCAUGCAUUCUUGAAGGAUGGAAAGACUCUAUUGCAGCACUGCAGGCCACUAACAAGUUACCGGAGUGGUCUGAGAAUCUUGGCAUAACAAGAAAAUGCAUUGAUUUAAUUAUUGAGAAAAUUCUUACACCCCCACCACAGGUCAAAUGGUCCUACACCUACACUAGGCCCGGUUAUACCAGAAAACAGCAUCAUUCAGUCCCAAAGGAUUGGUGGACUGAGGAUGUGUCCGAUCUUAACAUAGAUCUUUUCAGGUGCAUAUUAAUGGCUAUUAGAUCAACUUAUGUGCUCCCACCACAGCUUAUUGGCGAAGCUCUGCAUGUCUAUGCCUGUAAGUGGCUACCCAGCAUCACAAAGCUUAAAAGUUCAUUCAAUUCAGCAACACAAGCAGAAGAAUCUAAAGCUGUGAGCCGAAAAAUUCUGGAGACAAUUGUGAGCAUGAUUCCUGCUGAUAGAGGGUCGGUUUCAGCUGGCUUCUUGUUAAGGCUUCUCAGCAUUUCAAGCCCUCUUGGUGUCUCCCCAGUGACCAAAACAGAACUAGUAAAGAGAGCCAGCAUACAGUUUGAGGAGGCAACAGUGAGUGACCUGCUUUAUCCUUCAACAUCCCCUUUGGACCAAAACUUUUAUGACACGGAAUUAGUCCUAGCAGUGUUGGAAAGUUACUUAAAGUUUUGGAAAAGAAUCUCGCCUGGUGCUGUGGAUAAAAGACACUUGAUAAAAUCAAUCAGAAGUGUUGGUAAGCUCAUUGAUUCCUAUCUUCAAGUGGUGGCAAGGGAUGAUAAUAUGCCAGUGUCAAAAUUUGUCUCCCUGGCUGAAACUGUGCCAGCUAUUGGCCGAUUAGAGCAUGAUGAUCUCUACCAGGCUAUAAACAUCUAUCUUAAGGUGCAUCCUGACCUGAGCAAAGCAGACAAAAAGCGCUUGUGUGGGAUUCUGGAGUGCCAAAAGCUGACCCCAGAAGUGCGUGCACAUGCAGUCAAAAAUGAAUUUCUGCCACUGAGAACUGUGGUGCAGCUCCUCUACUUUGAACAAGAAAAAGAUUCUAAGGAAACCACUAGUUCCAAGCUGCAAAAGUCUCAUGAUCUACUUCUAGGAGCAAAGAAGAGACCAGCCACUAGAGAUAGCGAUGGCAAGCGAUCUUUAGUAAACAAAGAAGAAUUCAAGAGAGAAGAAGUCACAAGAAGAAUCUCCCAUGCUGAAAGUAGAGAAAAGAGUCAACACAAAACUAAAAGAUCAGAUGGUAAGUUGGCAUUGGACUUGGAAAAAAAGAUGGUUAUAAGAGGAGACAAUGAAGAUAUAGGAUCGGAAAAGUUAAGGGGAGCCAAGGAACAAAGAAUGUCAAGCAGCAAGUCAGACUUGGAUGCUAAGAAAAACAUACAAAGGGCAAGAAGCAAAAAAUCAGAACAUGGCCGUGAAAGGAGAAGAUAGAGAUAAUAGUGAUUAUACCCUUGAAACACUCAGAGCAAUCUUCAUUUCCCUAUAUAUGAACUUAGUAGCCUCUAUUCUUAUCAUUUCUUUUUUACAUGUGUCAUAAAUGUAAGCAAGGUAUUGUCCUUUCUACUAUCUGUCACUGUUAAAGAGUUGUCUUGAUCAAAGAUGUCAUUGCAACAAAUGCAGAUGACUUCUGUCUGAUACUAUUUUCAUCACGUUUCAAUUGCCUUAUAUAAAAAGGACUAAAACCCAUUAUUGUGUU